This is a messenger RNA of Tigriopus californicus, 829 nucleotides long. It is a transcript of the gene Pfdn2, whose product is annotated as prefoldin subunit 2-like. The coding region runs from base 274 to 738 and encodes 154 amino acids. Gene Ontology annotation, molecular function: protein folding chaperone. The record is from RefSeq and is a predicted model, not a curated record. Gene Ontology annotation, cellular component: prefoldin complex; cytoplasm. Gene Ontology annotation, biological process: protein folding. NCBI's taxonomy places the organism in Eukaryota, Metazoa, Arthropoda, Copepoda, Harpacticoida, Harpacticidae. The transcript has 3 exons.
CUCCCUGGUUGAAUGAUCAUCAGUGGAUGGGAUCUAGCUGAUCUCGCUGUGUUUUCGUCCCACACACACGCCUGAGUGACUGCUGGCUGGACGGACUGGACGGACUGAGUCAUACAUAGUGCUUCACCCACCUGGCCGGUCCAUUGUUCCUGGUGCCUCAAGUAUCCACGGUCCCGUCCCCCUUUCAUAUCUUCCGAUAUUAGCCCCGCCCUGACUACCACUGAGUAUCCCGUCCAUCGGUUGGCCUUAGUGAACGGGGUUGAGCGGUCGUGCAUGAGCAUGGCUUCGACAUCGGCGAUGAGCAAGAAGUCCCAAGAGGAGAUCAUCGCUCAGUUCAACAAGAUGCGGAACGAGCAACGCACUUUGGCCUCGAAACUCUCAGAGCUACAAAUGGAUCUCAACGAACACAAAUUAGUGCUCGAGACCUUGGAUAAGGUGUCUGCGGAUCGACGAUGUUUCCGUUUGAUCGGCGGAGUUCUCGUGGAACGCAAUGUGGGACAAGUCGCACCCGCUCUCCUUAACAACAAAGACAAGAUGUCCAAAUUAGUGGAGACGUUGGAGAAGCAGUUGACGGAAAAAGGCAAGAGCAUCAACGAUUACAUGGCUCAAAAUAAUAUUCAGAUUCGAGGCGGAGGGGGAGGCGGCCCCAAAAAGGAGGAUCCCGCAUCCGGUGACAAUGACGAGAACAAGAAAUCCUCGGGCGUACUCGUUGAGGGCACCGGCACAUCCGCUUCAUAAUGCAAGCAACCAAUGGUUCGAGUUGGAAUGUUUUUUUUUUCUCUUAUUCAUAAAAUGACGGCGGACAAUACAAAAACUUAUGAAAAAGGAA